CCUCCCUCUCUUUGUAGCACAUACCCACACACACGCAUCAUAUUCCCCUGUGUCUAACCUCUCCACAGUUAUGAAACAGCAAUUGUGGGAUUUGGUGUUUGAGCUGCCUUCCUGAAGCUCUACAAAAAAGAGACAGAGGGGCAGAGGACGUUCAGAAGAGUGUCCACUACACAGAACAGACAGACUGAGACAGUAGGAGGAGUCAUGGGUGGCCUCAAAGAUCUGUGUUGUGUUCUCUUGGGUUCCACAGUCUUCUUUACCUUUUGUCUGCAUGCAACUAUGGCUGGAAAGGUUCUUGUUUUCCCUGUGGAUGGCAGCCACUGGAUCAACAUGAAUCUCAUGAUCGAGGGGCUCCAUGCCAGAGGUCAUGAGAUCACUGUGGUGCGGACUUCCACCAGUUGGUAUAUUAAAGAGUCGUCACCACACUACAAAUCAAUCACUGUGACUCUUCCUGAGGCUGUCUUAAUUGAGGAUCCAGACUUUUUUGUGUCUUUCCUGAGUAAAAUGCUGGAGAUAAACCGGCAAGGAGGGUCUCCUCUAGCAUUCAUGAAGUUCCUCUGGGAGAUGUUUACCAUGUUAGCAGAAAUCCACCAGCAGGCCAGUCAGCUGGUGGUGGAGAUGUUCGAAAACAAGACCCUUAUGGAAGAGCUUCGAGCCACACACUAUGAUGUCGCUCUGAUUGACCCUGGUAUUCCUGCAGGGGUGCUGGUGGCUCACAAACUAGAAUUACCAAUUGUGUUCAACGUACGAUGGAUAACUAGUGGGGAGGGGCACUUUGUUGUUGCUCCUUCACCUGUUUCCUAUGUUCCUACGGGAGGCUGUGCUGUCUCAAACCAGAUGACAUUUGGUGAAAGGGUCAAGAAUACCCUCCGCUAUAUUCUUAAUCUGUGCUCUGACCGCUUCAUCGUAAGUCCACCCUACAAUGCGCUGAUGACGCGGUACUUUGGGCCUGAUGCCAAUUUCUACCACCUCCUUCAGGGUGUGGACCUCUGGCUGAUGAGGGUAGAUUUUGUUUUUGAGUUCCCUCGCCCGACCAUGCCCAACAUCGUCUACAUUGGUGGGUUCCAAUGCAAACCUGCAAAGCCAAUACCAGCAGAGCUGCAGGAGUUUGUGGAUGGAUCAGGAGAGCAUGGACUCAUUGUUAUGUCAUUAGGCACACUGGUGAAAGGUCUUCCCAUUGACAUCACAUCUGAGAUCGCUGCUGCUUUUGCUCAGCUGCCUCAAAGGGUGAUCUGGAGACAUCUGGGGGAGCGACCCAAUAACCUAGGCAACAACACCCUGCUUGUUAAAUGGCUGCCACAGAAUGACUUGCUUGGUCACCCCAAAACUCGGUUGUUUGUCACCCAUGGUGGGACUAAUGGUGUCUAUGAGUCCAUCUACCAUGGCAUUCCAAUAGUGGGUGUUCCAUUAUUGUUUGACCAGUAUGAGAAUGUGCUACGUCUUAAGGUGCGGGGGGCAGCUAAAGUUGUUGAUGUUGCUACACUGGACAGCCAGGAGUUCCUUAAAGCAAUACAAGAAGUCCUACAUCAGCCUUCGUACAGAGACAACAUGCAGCGGUUGUCUAGACUGCACAAAGAUAGGCCUAUGCAUCCUUUGGACAGUGCCCUCUACUGGAUAGAGUUUGUAAUGCGGCAUAAAGGGGCUGCGCACUUACGCACCGAGUCCUAUAAAAUGCCCUGGUACUCGUACCACUCCUUAGAUGUGGUGGGGCUUCUACUGGCUGUGUUGUUGGCACUAGUGGGUGUUGUAGUAUUAAUUGUUCGUUUCUUGUGUCUCCGAUUAUGCAGAAGACAGAAACCUAAACAAGAAUGAUGAGAGUCUGUGGCAGAACAAAGGUUACAUGAAAAAUCAGUCAGUCGGUCAACAAUACUUUGAGUCAGGACCAAUACAGAAAGUGCUAAAGGACUAUAACAGGCCACAGUAUGUAUAUUUGUCAUGUGCACAAUUCCUGUCACAGAAUAUUGGAAUAUUGGGUCAAAUAUUGAAUUAUUGAAUGUUAAUUAAUUUUUCCUAGGAUUUGAGUUCUAUUUUUUAGCAGCUACUGUAUUGAAUUAUGCCAAUUAUGCCAAUUAAUUUCGUUAAUGUUUUGCACCGAUAAACUGCUACUGCACGUCAUAUUGAUGUUUACAAAUGGUCCUAUAUACUCUAUAAUGUUAACAGCCCCUUAGGGAGAAUUUUCAGCCUGCUAAAUGUGAGUGAGUGAGUUACAAGUCAUGUCCAUGUUAUUGUUGAUUGUUAUUCUGUUACUGCAACUCUAUUGUCAAAAUUGUACUAUGAACUUAAGAACGUCUGGCAUGGCAAUUUCUUGAUUUAAAAAAAAUCUAGUUUGUUGUUCACUGGGAGCUUCUUUGCUUGUUAUCAUCGGUUUCUAUCAACAAGUUUUUAUUUACACUUUCAUGGCACAAACAUGAACAAGGACAGGAUAACUAAGCGUUUAAUGAUCUGUUGUCAAGUAUGUCUGUUCAGGAUAUGGCACGCUACUUGUAGCUUAUUUUUUGAGAAUGUCUAGGGGUUGAACAAGCACAGAGAAACUAUAGUUAAAUUAACAUAUGGGUGCUGUGUCAAAAUCACUCAAAAAGUAGAAAAUGUGGAAAUGUGGACUACAUUGCAGCUAGUGGUGUUGUUUGCUGCUCGCUGUUUUACCAACAAUGCGAUUGGCUCUUUUUGUUGGAGAGUGUGGCUUUCCCUGUAAACAGAUGCCGUGGUGAUCUCAUUCAUUUUUCAACCAGCUUUCUCCUUUAUAACAUAGGGCCGGGGUGCACAAUCCUGGUCUUGGAGAUCUACUACCCUGGAGAGUUCAGAUCCAAAACCUUGGCCCUAAUGUUCUGAUGCCCCUGAGGACCUUUUACCUGGAUCAGGUGUGUUUGAUCAAGGUUGAAGCUAAACAUCAGGACCAGGAUUUAGCACCCCUGAUGACUUUGGUGCAACGUGCCAAACAUAUGCUCUUAUUUGAACAGUAAGAGUUUGGUGAAAGGGCCUGGCACAGAGAAGGAGAAAGCAUCCUUCUUAAGGAGAUGUAGGAGGGGACUCCAGGGAGAAAUAGGGACUCGUUAUCUUACCGUACUAAACAGCACGUCAAAUUAGUGCAGCAGCAAACCAAGGAUGGAUCAUUGUUUUGUGAAGCACUGGGCACAGGAGUCUAUGGAGCCCCCAACACUUGAGCGACUACACAUAAUAAAUAAAGAAUGGUUGAAAAAGUAUACGGAUGAAUAAGACCUGAAAAGUGAGAUUAAACAAAAUUUUGUGUUUGUAGGGUUUCAGUGCAAUAAAAAAUCAGAAUUUUUUUUUUAUAUGAAAAUUAACAAAGUUAGCCUUAUUAAUGUACAAUAUUCUGCUGUGUCAUCGACAUCAGUCCUGAGUUGUAAUGCAAACAGAAUUCAUACACACAUUGAAGGGUAAACUCUAAACAACAAAAUCCCAUUGGUCAUUACUAAUUGAAAACAGAAAAUGGGUCUGAAAACAGUUGAUAUACCUUUAUUUCAUUCAUUUGUUUAGUCAUUUGAAUACAUUUAAUAAAAUUGAAUAAAAGAUUCUUAAUUCAUGGUUUAAA
This is a messenger RNA of Colossoma macropomum (tambaqui), 3550 nucleotides long. RefSeq names its product UDP-glucuronosyltransferase 2A2-like. The record is from RefSeq and is a predicted model, not a curated record. Lineage: Eukaryota; Metazoa; Chordata; Actinopteri; Characiformes; Serrasalmidae. Bases 205 to 1812 code for a protein of 535 amino acids. The transcript is spliced from 2 exons. Gene Ontology annotation, molecular function: UDP-glycosyltransferase activity.